CUCUCUCUCUCUCUCACCCCAUCCCGAGGUGAAGCCAUGCCGGGGAGGCGAGCGCAACCCUCAUCCGCCAUGAGAGGCAUCUCCAACCGAAGCCGAUUCGAGAGCUUCCUCCACCACACACUUUCCGGCCGCGCCCGCCCCGAUCCCAGUCGCCGCCGCCACCUCCUUGCCUCCAUCCCCCGGCAACCGUUCCCCCUCCCCGCCUCCGCCGCCGCCACCGACGACGCCCUUCUCGCCUCCGUCAAGGAUCUCCGGACCAGAAGGGUCUUCUCCCCCGCCUCCAUCCCCAUCGAGACCCCCCCUGAUUCGAUGGCCAGGAACAAGCCUGACGACGAUCGGAAGGAUGGGAUUGACCAGUCGGAGAAGGCGGUGACUGAAGAUGAGAGGAAUGGAGAAGCUGACGAGACCUCGACGGGAUCCGGUGGGCCUGAUGAUAAUUUAGUCCAGAGUACACCACCUGAUGGAAUCAUCUCCUUGGGUGUUGAUACGGCUCCUGGAGAACGAGAAACGGAGGCUUCUCCUAACGAUCAACAGACCGAUAACUUGGGGUCAGAUAUAGGUUCUGGAGAUCGAUCAAUUGGGAUUUCUCCCAACGAUCAAAGGGCCGAUGUGAAGUUGGAUUCGGGUAACCCUCCAAAGAGGAGAGAAGGACUUGCUCCUUGCUCACGUUCGAAGCUGUUUAGGAAUCCAAGUUCUUUUAGCUACAGAAGAUUGCUGCCAUUUCUUAUGGAUCUAGAGAAAGAGAAUUCAAGUGGUUUAAAAAUCCUUCCUUGCCAGAAUGCUGCGGAAAAACUAGUGGAAGAAGAGCCAAAACCACUACAUGUGGAUACUUUGUCCAAACAACAGAUUCAGUUGGGAAGCUCUGAGGGUUCCUUGACUGAAAAAUUGAGCGACACUUGGAAUUUUGUUGAAAAUCCAGUCAGUGAAAGUCCUUCUUUGAAACCUACUGGAGAUGAUGUUUAUGAUACAACAAGAAUGGUAUCACCACUGCCAGAUUCAUUCAAUGGAAGAGCAAUGCAGGUUGAUGAGGUUAAGUCAGAAACAUAUUUUGCCGAUCCUAUUCUUGAAUCAGAGAUGUUACAUAAGUCAUAUCUGUCUUCUCCCAUCAUUCAUGAAGAUCUAUCAGUUGAUGAGUUGACUGGUAAUGUGCAAGCCCUUCCAUACCUGCCAGCAAAAGUUGAUGUGGACUGCAGAAUGAUGCUGCCUAUGUUGAAUAUGGAUCAGAAGCCUCUUCAAAGAGAAUCUCAGCUGGAGGUCGUCCAUUCUGUGGCAAGGCAUGCCCUUGCUCCAAAAAGAGGGAUUUUAAAGAGAUAUGGGAGAGGAUGCAAAGGUAUCUGCAUGUGUUUGGAAUGUGCCACUUUUCGUGUCCAUGCAGAUAGGGCAUAUGAGUUCUCCAGGAAGCAGAUGGACGAGGCAGAUGAAAUCAUAGUAGGACUAAUAAAGGAGCUGGCAAAUCUCAGAAAUCUGGUGGAUAUAUAUGCUGUACCAACAGUUGGUGGGGGAAGCUCCACAAUUCUUCAACUCAAUCAGGACCUGCUAAAAGGAGCUUGCCAAAGAGCUUUCAGAGCAGAGGAAGUAGCAAAUAACCAUCGCAGAAAAAUGUUUAAUGACCUCAACAUACACUGCAAAAUCCCUGGGCCAGGGGCGACUUUUACAGAAUGUGUUGAAGAAAGGAUCACUCCAUUAUGUGACAGCAGCAAUAGUAGGUAACAGGGGAAAAUGUUAUCUUUAUGCCGUGUUUUCCUUCUCUAAGUUUCUGCAAUGACUGAAGGAUACCUUUGUGUGUAUUGCCAUGGAAAACUCGAUGCAAAACCAGAGUUACAAAACUGUACCAGCAUUGAGAUCAGCUACCAUAAAAUGGGCUUUUGGGGUUUCCUCUUAUACGAUGCUAUAAAUUUGAACAUGAUCUA
Phoenix dactylifera (date palm) is the source of this 1910-nucleotide messenger RNA. RefSeq lists its product as uncharacterized. Lineage: Eukaryota; Viridiplantae; Streptophyta; Magnoliopsida; Arecales; Arecaceae. The record is from RefSeq and is a predicted model, not a curated record.